Molecule: messenger RNA, 2064 nt
Organism: Trichosporon asahii var. asahii CBS 2479
Lineage: Eukaryota; Fungi; Basidiomycota; Tremellomycetes; Trichosporonales; Trichosporonaceae
Exons: 3
Coding region: 1-2064 (687 amino acids)
Biological process (GO): protein import into nucleus; ribosomal large subunit biogenesis
Source: RefSeq, a predicted model, not a curated record
AUGGGAAAGGCGCAGGUUAAGAAGAAGACAGACGCAUCAAGGCGUCACAACCCCAUCCGUGUCCCCGACGCACACCUCGGCGGAGGGCGUGCAGAGGGCAAGAACCCCGCCAAGGAGCGUCAGAUGCUCCCCAUCCUCGACAAGCUCCGUGCGCCGGAAGCCAGCGACCGAUCCUGGGCGUGCGCGGCGGUGUGCAACCUGAUCCAAAACGAUGCGGCGACCCGACGACUGUUCCAGGGCCGCAACGUUGUUGGCCUCCUGAUCGAGCGCCUCAGUGACUCCUCGGAUGACGUUGUCGUCGAGGCCUCUGGAGCGCUGCGGAACCUGGCGAUCGACGGCGGCCACGAGCUCUGCGGCGAGAUGUUCAACAAGGGCGUCGUGCCGCACGUCAUCACGCUCGCGGGCAAGAUCUCUGCGGCCCUCGACGCCUGGGACACCCUCGACGGUGAAGGACGCCAGGCGCUUGUUCUCCUCGCCGAGAACGUCAUUACGCUCAUCUGGUGCCUCGCCGAGGCGAACCACAAGACGCUCGCUGCCAUCAACGCGGCCGGAACCGAGGGACUGCUCGCCAAGAUUCUCUCUGCGCGCGCGGGACUCAACCCCGGCGUUGUGCUCGCUGCUGCUCAGGCGCUCUACGCGCUCACGCAGGACAAUGAGCCGUUCACGCGGGCACUUCUGGCCACCCCGGGCGUUGUCGACACGCUCGUGCAGAUCGUGACCGCGGACCACGCGCCCCUCGAGCGCGAUCUGAAGGGCAAGGGUAAGGGAAAGGCGAAGGAGGUGGCCGCCGAGGUCGACGCCGAGUUUGACGACGGACGGAUGCUCCUCACCCGCCUGCUGGCGGCUGGCACGCUGCUGAACAUGAUCGAGCCGGGAUCGAAGCGGGACACGAUCAACCUGUCUGCUCUUACCACCGACGUCGUCCUUCCGCUCGCCACGUCAUUGCUGGACGUCUCGAUCCCGAGCGUCGUCGAGCGUGUGGGCCAGCUUGUCGGCGAGCUUCCCGGAGAAUCGGUGCCAGUGCAGAAGGACAUCAAGACGGACCACCGCCCUCCGGCGGCGCUCAAGUUGGAGCGCGUCGAGCGCGCCCUCCAGGCCGUCACGCUCGCGCUCGAGAUUCUCACAGGUCUCUGUGCUGGUCUCGAAGACGCGGUGGAGGAGGAAGGCGACGCCUCCGACGCCGAGAUGGAGGACGCGCAGGACGACGAGACCCUUAUCGCUGCUGGCCGCGACCCAGCCAAUGCCGGCACGCCCGCGGCGCCAACAAAGGUCAACAGCGCAGGCCUGCCGCGUCUUCUGAGUGUGCUCCCCGAGCGCCUCGUCAAGCUCGCAACCCUCACGCCGCUCUCCCUCCCCCCUGCCGACGACGCCAGCCCGCACCCGCCAACGACCGCAGCCCUGAGCGCGCUGCACCUCCGCGCCCUCGAGGCGCUCAACAACCUCCUCCUCUCGACCGCCGCGGCCGUGCAGAACGGGGAGAAGCUCGACGUUCCCGCCCAGGAGCUCUGGAAUGCCCUCUUCCCCAUCCUGCGCGCCGAGGGCGCGCCUGCCGCCGACGCCUCAGCUCGCGGGCAAGAGUUCCGCAAGGCGAUCCAGGAAGCCGCCCUCGGAUGUCUGUGGGGCUGUGCGCGCUCUUCGCCUGCCUCCCUGUCCCCGAGUGCCGCUGAAGAAGAGCUCCUGACGCAAGUCGUGGGAUCGCCCAUGUCGACCGACGCGCAGGUGCGCGCGAUCGAGACGCUGGCGUCGCUCGCGGCCCGCUCCGGUGUAAGCGUAGAGGAAAACGCACACAUUGGCGCCUGGCUUGCAUCUCUCGUCCUCCCCAAUUUGCCUGCCCAGCCGGCGAUCCUGAUUGCGGCCCUCAACGCUUUGAUUGAUGUGUACUGCGACGAAACCCGCGACUUUGAUGGUAACUGGAAGUACACCGAGCCCCUGGCCAAGAACGUUGCGAGGAUCAGGGGCGUCCUCAGGGGUGUGGAUAAGCGGAAACAGCCCCAGAUGAGGAUGCAGGCAGACGAGAUUUAUGAGAAUCUCGUGGCGUUCAUUAGGUGGAGGCGCUCUCUCUGA